Molecule: messenger RNA, 1271 nt
Organism: Vigna radiata var. radiata (mung bean)
Lineage: Eukaryota; Viridiplantae; Streptophyta; Magnoliopsida; Fabales; Fabaceae
Product: ATP-dependent Clp protease proteolytic subunit-related protein 4, chloroplastic
Exons: 8
Coding region: 51-965 (304 amino acids)
Biological process (GO): protein quality control for misfolded or incompletely synthesized proteins
Cellular component (GO): endopeptidase Clp complex
Molecular function (GO): ATPase binding; ATP-dependent peptidase activity; serine-type endopeptidase activity
Source: RefSeq, a predicted model, not a curated record
CUUACUUACAUUUCCAUUAUUUUCUUCUUUCACGGAGUGGCUCACUCACCAUGGAGGUUGCCUCAACUGCUUCUAGCUUCGCACUCAACAAGCAAAUUAUGGCAUUGCCGUCUUCUUCUCGAACCGUAACCCCUAUUCGAGCCAUGAGUUCGUCGACCUCCUCCGUCAGGACAUCUCUCUCCACCAAUUUCAUUGCUCCUCGUUCCUUAAUCAGCAGCGCCUCUAGCCAUUUCUCCGGCUACAAGCUCCGACCAUCCUCCCUCAACCCGGCUUCAUUUGGUGGCUCCAACGCCAAGCGAGGCGUCAUUACUAUGGUUAUUCCAUAUUCAAGUGGGAGUGCCUAUGAACAACCUCCACCGGACUUGGCUUCUUACUUGUACAAAAACCGAAUUGUUUAUUUGGGCAUGUCUCUUGUUCCAUCUGUCACUGAGUUGAUUCUAGCAGAAUUUCUUUACCUUCAAUAUGAAGAUGAUGAUAAGCCUAUCUACCUCUACAUAAACUCCACUGGGACAACUAAGGGAGGUGAGAAGUUGGGUUAUGAGACUGAGGCCUUUGCAAUUUAUGAUGUGAUGAGGUAUGUCAAGCCUCCUAUUUUCACUCUUUGUGUUGGUAAUGCUUGGGGAGAAGCAGCAUUGCUUUUGGCUUCAGGUGCAAAGGGAAACCGCUCUGCUUUGCCAUCAUCAACAAUAAUGAUAAGACAGCCAAUUGCAAGGUUUCAAGGUCAAGCAACAGAUGUUAACCUUGCAAGAAGAGAAGUCAAUAAUGUGAAGGCAGAAUUAGUUAAAUUGUAUGCAAAGCAUAUGGAAAAAACACCCGAGCAGAUUGAAAAUGAUAUUCAGCGUCCAAAGUAUUUUAGCCCCAGUGAAGCUGUUGAGUAUGGUAUCAUAGACAAGGUUAUAUACAAUGAUAGGGGGUCUGAGGAUCGUGGAGUUGUUUCUGAUCUUAAAAAGGCACGGCUUAUUUGACAGUUGGGAUUUGAAUUGCAAUUUUCUCGGAGUUCAGUAGAUCAGCUGAAAUGGAAGAAGAUCAGCAGUGAAAUUGGGCAAGCAUGCCAAGCAAGUAGCGGAUGUUAUAGUAUGAAUUGUUAAUACCAUAGGACCAUAUUUCCCUUCCCCAACAAUAGGCUGAAGGAUCUACCACUACUUGUUUUCUAAUAUGUUGUACACAUGACUGUAUUCUGGUUCAUUCUAAUUCAAAAUGUUUUUGCCUGUCAGUACCAGCAGCACGAAACUCAAUUACAGUUAAUGCCAAUGUUUAGCAAUUUUGAAGAA